CACGUUCUCCCCCUCGGGCGAAAAAGCGAAAAGGAAAAAGGGAACCGAAUUGCUUUUAUGGCUGGCCCUGCCUGAGACCAGGAGGGCUCCUUCCUAGUUCUAUGGGUCAGAAUGGGACGAUUCCGAAGGCAUUAUUCCGCGGAGCCUGACGACCAUCCAAAGACGAUCGUCGUCGUGGUCCCGGGGCUCGAUGCAGAUUCCCUGGCCGAACAAACAUGCCCACACUUCAUGGAAUGGAUCCAGCACUGCUUCGCAGCACUCAAGCCUUCACUGGAAGUUUGGAUCUACUGGCAUGGUAUCAAAGUUCAAUCUGUCCAGUCGUGGGAAUUGGUCUGCGAGGCUGGGAAAGAACUGUACCAUGAGCUCGUUGCACUCUGCAAGGAUCGAGUCAAGUCGCCCGACUGUAACCUCAUCACAAUAGGUUAUCGCCUGGGUGCUUUUGUUCUCAAGAAGGCUAUAAUCGAGGCGCAUCCCAGAAGACAUCAUGAUGGGGAAUCCAACCUAUUUGACUGUCUCGAAACCCUAGUUAUGAUCGGGGACCCGAUUUUGAAAGAUGCCAACCGCGAGCAAUGGCCAAUCCUCGUCCAAAAGUUCCUCCUACUUUCCUCCAAUCAAGCCCCACUGCAGAUAUGCAGUCAACAAGCGUUGUGCUGCCUCAAAGCCAUCUCCGAUCGGUUCGAAGAGAUAACUCUCCACUCGCGUCUGUUCCACAUCUCGUCUGCCACAGUCAAGGCCAAGUCGUUCUUCCGCCUGCGGACUCGCACGGGGGCACGCUACGAAGGCUGCGUGUGCGAUGCAAGUGUCACCGUGCGAAAGUGGACAACGGCUGAUGUGGACGAGAAUCUGUCGGAAGAUGAGGGGGAGCAGAAGCGGUGUGUAUUUCAUCAUCAGAGUCGGUAUCGUCUGAAGCUCGACAUGAUUGCGGCGAAUGAGUGGGAGCCUCGACCUAAGAUCAGGGAUAACGAUGCUGGGGAACGUGAUGGAAAGAAGGAAGAUAUGUCUUCAUCGACGGAGGACUCGCAUGUGUGCCCCGUGACUCCAAUGCAGGAGCGCUUGGCCACUGAGAAUGCCACUACCGGUGCCACUUUCGAAGGACUGCAUGUGUACCCUUCAUCCGACAGCCCUAAAGGGAUAGCACACGCGGUGCCUCACCCAUCGAGCUGUGAAUGCGACACACAUCAGCCCAUAGAAUCCCCACCUACCAAGACAUUGCAGUCGGCGAUCCUCAUCGGAAAAUCAGCGCAUUCAUCCACAGUUCGACCAGGCGAAGAAGUAGAUAUUCGUCGCGCAGCACCGGCGACCUCAUAUGCCCAGGUCAGCUACAGUCAUUCUGCUGGCGAAAAGACAGGCACAAUGGCUCCCAAUCACACAGAUGCCAGUCCGGAGCCCCCGAAUGCCGCCCAUAAUGCUAGAGAUGAAGAUCAUAGCAACAGCAACGGCAAUAACGGGGUUCCAGGUGAGACGCCCGUUGUAAGUACCGGUCGGCCUCUGCCAUCGCAGAUUCGAUUGCCCAACCGAGCUCCCAAUUUCUGCGGACGGCAGGAUACCCUGGAAUCUCUGCGAGCAUACUUCCAGGAUCAAGCAGGAACGACACCACAGAUGACGAUGAUUCCAAGACAGAGAGCAGCCAUUCUGACGGGUACGCCGGGCAUUGGCAAGACGGCUGUUGCCCGUGAGUACGUUCACCAUCAUGGCCGGCAUUUCAGUUCAAUUAUGUGGGUACAGGCUAGCCAUCGACAGAGUAUCGCACAGUCCUUCCAUGAGAUUGCUUACGCUCUGGAACUGUUAGAGAGCCACAAGAAACAUAGUCACUUGCAAAGCCAUGCGAGACUCACGUCAUGGUUGCAAGAAAACAAGUCGGAAUGGCUGUUGAUCUUCGAUGAUGCUGAUGAUCUGGAAGUCCUACAGGCGUAUAUACCACGCUGUGAUCAUGGAAAUAUUCUCGUCACUAGUCGAUCACCGGACCUCGAUAUCCUUCGAAGGAGCUCUCCAGUGGAAUUCUUUGUGAACCCACUCAGCGAGGAGGAAGGGAGCGAAUUGGUCCAUACCAUCACAGGCCUCCCUCGGGAACAAGUCCAGGAUCUCGGUCUCGUGCGUUUGCUCGGGGGCAACCCGCUUGCAGUGAGCAUGGUUGGCAAAGCACUACAGAACGAGGCUCAAUUUCACUCCAGCCGACGUAAUGACCUCGAGGGUGGCGUUACAGAUAGUCUGAGUAAUUAUCCUGGGCUGAUGCGCCUACGCAAGCAAUAUCGGCUCCACUCCACGUCAACCACGCUGCUGACGGCCUGUCUGAAUAUUGAUCAACUCUCCCCCGAAGCAAAAGGCUUGUGCAGUGUGAUCUCCUACCUAGAUCCCUAUGACACCCCCGAGUCGACCCUGCUUCAGGCGCAACGAUGCAGCCCAAUUAUCCGAGGCUUUCCGAUCACAGAUGAGAGCUUCCACCGGGCCCGAAUCGAGUCCCUGAAAAGUGGACUUUGCUCGUCCGCGAGCUCCCGUUCAUCGAUACAAAUGCACCGAGUGGUACAAUCUACCUUGCGACAAUAUCUGACCAGUACUCAGGAGCAGGUGCAUGCAUUCACCACGGCGGUGCAACUGCUGCUUGCGCAGUGGCCCUCCAAGCGGAAGUUCAAAAAUGUUGUGUUUGGCUACUGGCCCGAGUUCUCGCGCAUCCACACCCAAUGCCACCGCCUGUCGGAGGUUGCCUCUGCAACCCUAACAAGCCCGGAGCACUAUACGCCCUUUAUCAAGCUCAUCCUCUUAUGUGCUUGGUAUAACUCUCAUGUCUUGAAAAAUGCCGAAGAGGAUCUGGACUUGGUCGCGUUGGCCCACAAUUUAUUGGCGACCCAGCACACUGAGAAGGGACUUCCUUCCGCGACGACAAGGGAAGAUGAUAUCCAGCGACCACAACGACUCGUGCUUAUCGACGAUAACACCGCUGGCUGGAAAGUGAUUGAUACCCCGGGCAAGCCCGCCUCCUACGUUGCGCUGAGCUACAGCUGGACCGACCAGAACGGCGAUCACCAAUCCAUCCCAGUGACGCUCACCAGAUCCACAUUUCAAGUCUGCAGCAAUGGGGGACGCGUGGCUGACCUCCCACUUCUCUACCGCGAUGCAUGCGAGAUUGCCACGUCGCUCGGUAUUCGCUACCUUUGGAUCGAUGGCCUUUGCGUCAUUCAAGAUGACCCCGUCGACCGCGAGGUCGAGCUGUCAAAGAUCGCCGGGAUCUACCGCAAUGCCUCGGCCACGAUCACGCGACAAUACAUUCCAGCAGAGCCGCCCAUAAAGCUCCCGGGUGUUUCUGGCUGCGAUCAGAUGCUGAUCGAGCCUUACUCCGUUUUAUGUAAUCGCUGUGCUUCGUCUUCCGGAAAAGGAACGAAGUUUCCUGGCGUUGCCAUGGUUCAUCCAAAGGUGCGGGACUUCUUGAAAGGGUAUACCUCGGGGCUGAUGGGGCUGGAAACUGAGACCGGCCCAUUCAAGGUUGAGAUCAUCUGGCUGCCAGGUGUGGUGGCGGAAGAGCAGCAAUCACCGGGCAAAGAAAAGACCGAGGACGACAAUGAUAUGGAUGAUGGUGGUUUAGAUGACUCACAGGCUUCAGGAUCAUUGAGCCCCGGCUGUGAGUUGGCGGGGUCCAAGGCGCUGCAGAGAGGAACGGAAUUAGCAGAGGAGCAGCAAAACGCGGCCGUUGGAGGAUCAAAGCCACUAGCAAUUAGCUUGAUCAAUCCUAGCACACUUCCCACAGAGAUAAUGCUUGAAGCAGAGCCCGUCGAGCCGAAAUAUCAUCAAGUUGACCCUAGGCUGCAGGAGGGGGAUGACAUCCGGGCACCAAUAUCGGACUCCGUCCAGGUGCAGCAGCUCAUCACCACCGCAACCGAAGUGGCUGAGAAUGGACUUCGUGUGUACGCGGCACAGACGAUGGAAAGUUCCUUCCGCGCGCUCGCCGCGAUCGUUCGAGCGCGUGAUCAAGUCAGUGCUUUUUGUGAGAGAUCAUCCAAGGCCCUUACCAGCUACAUUGUGUUCAGCACAUAUCUCGCCCGGAUUCUGAUCCAGCAGGGCUGUGCCCAGGAGGCUGUCGAUCUGCUUUGCGACUUAGCGGCAAAGUCCGACGACAUAGAAACGAGGAUAGAGUCUAAAGUUGAUGUUUGCAGCAUGAGUAGAUUUCAUUUUGCCAGAGGCGACGCGGAAUUUGCCUUGUCGCGGCAUCGAGAGGCGAAGUAUUCCUAUGGCUUAGCACUAGCAGCACUUGAGGGUGAGAAAAUAGUUAGACUAGGGAACCAGACGGUCGAUGAAGAAGCCAAUCUCGUUGCCCUGGCACACUUGAAGCUGGCCGACGUGUACAUGAAAGAAGAGAAUUUUGGAUUAGCACAUGACGCCCUCCGCGAGACAAUCACCCACUUCGAAGCCUGCGAAUCCAAGGACGGACAGAUUCAGUACGCCCGUGGGCUGCAUCGACAGUCGCUAGUCUAUGGUUUCCAGGGGAAUGAACGCCUCCGCAAGGUCAAGUUGGCGGCGGCCAAACAGGCAUUGCAGAAUGUGUUGGAGCAUGACAAUGAUGACCUCGCCUUGUCCUCCGUUCAAGGUGAUGUUAAGGCGGACGUGUUUGAACGAUCUCUUCAUCUGGGGAUGAGAUGAAGCUGGCAUUUUGCCUGUAUAUUGUUGUAGACUUUUGAUUGAUCUCUCGUCUCCCCAUAUUCCUUUCCGGUUAUAAGGUUCCUUAUCUUUCAUCUAAGCACAUACGACCACAGGGUGUGGAAAAUAGGGCUUCCCGUCCGCUCAGCCGUACUCAAGCCACACGCCGGGAGGUUAGUAGUUGGGUGGG
Aspergillus fijiensis CBS 313.89 is the source of this 4816-nucleotide messenger RNA. RefSeq lists its product as uncharacterized. The record is from RefSeq and is a predicted model, not a curated record. Gene Ontology annotation, molecular function: protein binding; ADP binding. The transcript has 7 exons. NCBI's taxonomy places the organism in Eukaryota, Fungi, Ascomycota, Eurotiomycetes, Eurotiales, Aspergillaceae. Bases 112 to 4629 code for a protein of 1505 amino acids.